Molecule: messenger RNA, 1727 nt
Organism: Calliphora vicina (urban bluebottle blowfly)
Lineage: Eukaryota; Metazoa; Arthropoda; Insecta; Diptera; Calliphoridae
Gene: wcd
Product: U3 small nucleolar RNA-associated protein 18 homolog wicked
Exons: 1
Coding region: 89-1657 (522 amino acids)
Biological process (GO): rRNA processing
Cellular component (GO): small-subunit processome; Pwp2p-containing subcomplex of 90S preribosome
Molecular function (GO): protein binding
Source: RefSeq, a predicted model, not a curated record
GUUUAGCUGCACGUGUUGUUUUUUAAGAAAAAAAAAUAUUUUUUUUACAUUAUUAAUUAAAAAAAGAUACAUAAAAGUAAAUUUUAUAAUGAGUGAUGAUGAAUUAAGUGAUGAUAUGCAGGAGCUAAAUGAACUCAUUGCAGAAUAUCGUAGCAAGGAAGAAGAGGAGAAGAAUGAAGAACAACAAGAAAACUCUCCUGAAGACAAUACAAAAACAAGUGUUCAAAAUGAUGAUAUUAACGAUAAUGAAGUCCCCAUGGACAAAGUUUUAUUUGGAGACAAAGCCAAACUUUUAAAGAACUUGGAAAAUGCUAUAACAAAGCCCUCAAAGAAAAAUAAAGCUGUUAAAGUUGAAACUGAUAGUGAUGAAAGUGCGGAUGAUGAGAAGAAUGAGGCAAAUGAUGGGGGUAAAAGAAAGGCUAAAAAAAGAAAACCUGUAUGGACUGAUGCUAACGAUGAAGAAAUAGAAUUGGGCGAAGUAAAACGGGAGACAAAACGUACCGGUCCUUUGGAUCAUCUAAAUAUGGAUAAAACCUAUAAGGAAUAUUUAACCUCCCGUUUUACACGCUUAGUCAAUCAACCCAAAUGGGCUUCCUUAGAUGAAAAACAAAAGAAAGACAGCGACGAGGAGGAUGAUGAUGACAAACUUUUGCGAACUGUUGGAUUUCUUAAUAAAAAGCCAGAAGGUAUUUUAACAUCAGGCCAUUUAAAUAUGAAAGUAAUGAAGGAUUUAAAUCGCGCCACUUAUGCAGAAGGCUAUAUCAAUAGCAUACAAUUUCACCCCUCUAGUACGGCUGCUUUGGUAGCUGGUGACCACGGAAUAGCUACUAUUUAUGCCAUAGAUGGCAUUCAAAACGAAAAGCUACACAACAUACACAUCCCCAACUUUCCCAUUCGCUGUGCCAGACUUUUACCCUGCGGUACGAAGGCCGUCUUUGGUUCUGAUACACGUUAUGCCUACCUGUAUGAUUUAAUGAGCGCUAAAGAGUCCUGCUUAAAAUUGAGACGAAAUUUUGGAAAUUUAAGCAAUUUUACUGUAUCUCCUUGCGGUCGCUAUCUUGCAACAGCCGGUAUUUGCGGUGAAAUUCAUAUUUACGAAGCCAAAACAUUUGAACAUAUUCGAAGUUUAAAACAGAAUGAUGAAGUAGCAUCAUUGCGCUUUACCGGCGACUCACAAAGACUAAUUGUGAGUGGAAAUUCUUCAAAUGUUUGUGUAUUUUCGAUGCGGCAACAACGACUUGAACACAAGUUUAUUGAUGACGGCUGUAUAGUGGGCAGUGUUAUGGAUUUAUCGCCCAAUCAGCGUCUUUUGGCAAUGGGCAGCAAAGAAGGUGUGGUUAAUGUUUAUGAUUUCGAUAAGGUAAUGCUCUCGUCCACACCUCAACCCUUGAAGACCUUUUUGAAUUUAACUACGGGCAUAAGUUGCGUACGAUUUAAUCACUCAUCGGAACUGUUGGCGUUCUGUUCGAAUAUGAGUAAAGAUGCAGUUAAAAUAGCGCAUUUUCCCUCGGCCACGGUUUACGCUAAUUUCCCCCGAAAUGAUUUGAAAUUAGGACAUGUUCGUACUUUAGAGUUCUCACCGCAAUCGGCCUAUUUUGCUAUAGGUACUACAAAAAGUUGUCCUUUAUUUAGAAUUAAGCAUUUUAAAAAUUAUUAAAAAAUAUGUAUUUGUACAUACAAUUUUUUUUUAAGAAAAAUAAAUAAAACAAGAAAAACUUUAAAAAGAA